UAUUUUAAAUGACAAGUUAUUUUACCCUGUUGAAUAAUAAACCCAUCUCCUUUCCAUUUCAUCGGUUGCUGGUCUCGGUUGAACAGAAGAGAAAACACAUGUGCCAUCGUCGUUCUUCUUCUCCGUCUCUAGCUGCUGGUCUCUGUGGAACAAAACAGGGAAACAGAGGCUUCAACUCCCCAUUCUAGUAAUCGGUUCAUCUCUGUCUCACCUCGAAGAAGUUAUUGGCUCGAUUAGGGCUUCAUCGGCUGCUGGUCUCGGUUGAACAGAAUAAAAUAUGCAGGUGCAAUCGUCGUUCUUCUUCGUCGUCUCUGGCUUCUGGUCUCGGUUGAACAGAAUAGGGAAACACAGGCUUCAACUUCCCAUUCUAGUAAGCGCUUCGUCUCUGUCUCACCUCGAAGAAGUUAUCAGCUCGAUUAGGGCUUCAGCUCCCCAGUGUUCCAAAUUAGGGCUUCAUCUUGAUGCUUCAUCUUCUACAAUCAAUUUAGGGAUUUAGCCCCCACAUUCGAAUUAGGGCUUCAUAUCGGGUGUUGUUGUUUAACCAAUUGAUAAUCUGUUUCGAAUACACUACAUAUACAAUAGAAGCAUGAAGAAGUUGUAGUGGAUCCGGACUUGUAUUCAAUGGUUGAGAUGGUGUCAGAUAUAUAUAACACUGUGGUAAGAGAUGAUACUCAUGUAGGUCAUACAGUAUUUUUUAGGCUAAAGUGUAUAUUACCCAAUCUUGAGGAAGUGGAUUUGAUUAAUGAUCAAUCUAUGUUGAAUUUGUUCAUUCUGCAUGAAAAUGGGUCUACUAUCAAUGUAUACGUGUAUGGCCUGGCUGUAAAUAAGACUACAGUUGGUAAUUACACAAUCAAUGGCUCUGAUGGUAAAGUGAUCCCUAGAUUGGACCUCAGAAGAAGGGGCCAUCUCAAUCACACUCCAAGUGUGUUUGAUUGGAGUUCCAGGCUGAGUAAGGGUACUGUAAACGGAGGUGGUGGUACUGGUACAUCAACAAGCAGUGCAACUAGAUGUGGUUCUGGUGUUGUAAGGAUAGAGAAUUUGAGCGCCAGUAUUGUAGGGGCAAGGUCAAAGUUUGAAGAAAAUGUAUCAACUGUCCGUAGGGGUUUUGUAUCUACCGGAGGAAGUGGUACAUCUUCAGAUGUUGCAAAGGCUAAAAGCAACACUGCUGCUACAACUGAGGGUAAGGAAACUGAAAUUAAUGAUGAGAUGAUAACUCCUCAUGUCAUUUUUGAGUCAUAUGAAACUGAUAAUGAUGGUAAAUGUGAAGAUGACAGUCACAAAGAUUAUAUUGAAUCAGAAGAUAGUCAAUCUGACUAUGAUGAGAGUGGUGAUAUGGAUAUUGAUAAAAAGGAUGGUGAUGGUAAUUCUCAACUUGGAGAGAACAACUCUGAUGAUUCAGAUGUGUCAGGAUACAACUUUGAUGAUUAUCAUGGCACAUAUGAAAAAGAGCAAAAACAUUGAUUCAGAUUCAAUAGUGAAGUUAGAAAAGGGAGAUAUUUUCUAUGAUGUUGACCAGUUCAGGACAGUUUUGCAAAAUUAUGUUAUACAAGAAUGGUUUGAGAUCUUGAGGACAAAAAAAUGAAAGAACAAGAUUUACUGUUGUGUGUACAGCUGAUGGUUGCAGCUGGAGAAUCCAUGCAUCUCUCACAAGAGAUAAAACAAAUUUUAGGAUCAAGUCAAUAGGUCCAUUACAUACAUGCUCCAACCCUCCCAUAAAAAUUGGAGCAUUACAUAUAAGUGGAUACCAUGGAAGCUGGACCUAUGCUUAAAGCAGAGUCAGGCAUGAGUGUCAAGACCAUGAUUGCAAUAUUGCACCAAAAGUAUGAUUCUGAAGCACACAGGUUGCAAUGCUACAGAGCUCAUAGUCUGACAAGAGGGGAGACUGCUGAAUGCUAUGACAUGUCUUAUGCAAAAUUGCCCAAGUAUGGUCAAUUGUUAAGAAGGCAUAACCUUGGUACUUUGUAUAAGCUGGUACCCUAUGAGAGACAUGACUUUACUAAAAAUCCACAAUUCAAUAGAUUAUUUGUGUGCCUUCAAGCUUGUAAAAAUGGGUUUUUGGAUGGAUGUAGAUCCUUUAUAAGUCUAGAUGGAUGUCAUCUAAAGGGUAGAUAUGGUGGUGUACUGUUUUCUGCAAUUUCAGUUGAUAGGAACAAUGGAAUAUAUCCGCUUGCAUUCAUUAUUGUUGAAGUGGAGAACAAGGAUAGUUGGACUUUUUUCUUACAUUGUUUGGAUGCUGCCUUGAGGUUGGAUGACUGUGAAAUAGGCCUUACCUUCAUGUCUGAUAAAUAGAAGGUGAGAUUCUUCAACUUAUCUGACUAGUACUAGAGUAUUAACUGGAUUUCAAUUAUAAUAAUGGAAAUUUGUUUGUUUUUUUAUAGGGUCUUACAGAUGUUAUAUCCAGAAUAUUUCCAAGUGCACAUCAUGGAAACUGUUGCAGACAUUUGUACAGUAAUUUUAAGGGAUUCUUCUGAGCAUAGUUUUUAGGCAACGCCUUACUAGCGCCUUGACGCUGAUACGGUCUAGAGAUGGUAAGGCUGUGCUCUGCCUUACGUGAAGUGGCGCCUUAUGGGGUGUUUUUUUUUUAAACACAUUUUU
This is a messenger RNA of Macadamia integrifolia, 2595 nucleotides long. RefSeq lists its product as uncharacterized. The transcript is spliced from 3 exons. The record is from RefSeq and is a predicted model, not a curated record. NCBI's taxonomy places the organism in Eukaryota, Viridiplantae, Streptophyta, Magnoliopsida, Proteales, Proteaceae. The coding region runs from base 622 to 1461 and encodes 279 amino acids.